Zerene cesonia (dogface butterfly) is the source of this 3529-nucleotide messenger RNA. It is a transcript of the gene Gnf1, whose product is annotated as replication factor C subunit 1. The coding region runs from base 187 to 3435 and encodes 1082 amino acids. Gene Ontology annotation, cellular component: nucleus; DNA replication factor C complex. The record is from RefSeq and is a predicted model, not a curated record. Lineage: Eukaryota; Metazoa; Arthropoda; Insecta; Lepidoptera; Pieridae. Gene Ontology annotation, molecular function: DNA clamp loader activity; ATP binding; DNA binding. The transcript is spliced from 18 exons. Gene Ontology annotation, biological process: DNA replication; DNA repair.
CAGUUGACUUGUCAAUAAAAGUAACCGCAAAUUUGCGCCGUAUUGAAUUGAAUAAAAUUUUUAAACAAAUAGUUUGCAAAUUGAACACAUUUUUUUAGUAAUGUAUAGAAUUAUGAAAUGACAGUUUCCCAAAUUGUAACUGUACUUUAACUUCUUUUACUAUAAUAUCUUAGAUAACAAACGAGAAUGUCGAAGAGUAUUCGAUCAUAUUUCACUGUUGUAAAGAAACAAUGUGCAGAACCCAACGAUGAUUGUGAUGAAAUACCAGAGUCACCUGAUGUUCUUCUAAAAAACAAAAAAAAAAUAUCAAGAAAAAAGAGGCUAAUAGAGGAUUCAGAUGAAGAAAUAUUUACACCUAAAAAGAAAAAACCUGAAGCAACUUCACAUAGUAAGAAUCAAAAGAGUCCAAAAGGCACAUUAAAAGAAGUACCAAUUACAGAAUUAUUUGGAAAAGGUAAAAUACAGAAAACUGAAGCUUUAGUUGUUAAGGACAGAACAAAGAAAAAGACAGAAACUGGAAUUCAUUCUGAUGAUGAAUUUGAGAAAAGUCUCCUUGAACUUGAUGAACCUAAAGAUCUCAAUGGUAUAUCACCCACUAAAGAAAGCCAUUUAGUAAAAGAUUGUGACAAUAAACCGGCUAAAACUCAUAAAGAAACAACUAAAACUGACAAACUUAAUAAUACAUCACUCAAAAAAGAUAGCCAUUUAGGAGAAGAAUCUGAUCUAAAACAAGACAACAUUUCUGACAUUAAACCAGCAAAGUCUCAUAAAAUAAUAACAAAAACUGACACAGAGCAAUCAAAAUGUAAUGAAAAUGACAAAUUACCUAAAUCAAGUGAGAAAAAUAUAAACAGUGGUAACAAAACUAAAGGAAAUAAAUCAGAGAUUGUCACUGAUAUCAAAAAGUCAAAAAAUGAAGAUAAAAAGAAAGCAAGCCCUAAAGACAAUUAUCAAACAACUGAAAAAGUUACGAAGAAUCAUGAAAAUAAAGUUGACAAGGAAUCAAACCACAAGAGUGAAACAGACAGGCCUAAUGAUGAUAUUAAAUCAAAGAAGAAAAGUAACAAAAGAGAAUUGAGUGAAUUUCUUGAUGAUGAUGAUCAUGAAACAAGCAACAAGAGGAAAAAACCAAGCCUUAAUGAUUCUGUUCUCAGCGAUGAAGAAAGGCAUGAAAAGAAAAGACUUUCAGCUGCUUUAUACCAGAAGUACUUGCACAGAUCUGGCCCGAAGCACUUGGGAUCUAAAGAAAUGCCUGAGGGAGCACCAAAUUGUUUUAAGGAUUGUGCAUUCCUACUAACUGGAGUGUUGGAUUCAUUUGAAAGGGAUGAAAUUGUUGAGACUAUCACUAAAUACGGUGGUACUUUGAAAUCUGGAAUAAGCAAGAAGGUCACACAUGUGUUGGCCGGUGAUGACGCUGGCCCGGCUAAAAUCAGUAAAGCGGAGUCACUUGGAAUUAAGAUAAUUAAUGAAGACCAAUUCCUCGAUAUGAUCAGACAAUCGUUAAACGGUGACGCAAAAAAAGAUGAAAUCGAACCUAAAAUUAAAAUCGAAAAAGUUGACAAUCGUGGUAAAGCUAAAAAAUCUCCUAAAGACAUUAAAUCUAACUAUUUUGAAAAGGAUAAGCAAGUUAAUAUUAAGAAAGAAAGAUCGGUAUCGCCGAAAAAAGAAAGCAGUGCCAAGAAUGUAGAGAAAGUUAAACCUAUGGAAGCUGUUAAAAAGGAAGAAAAUGUUGCCAGUGAUUCAUGUGAUGUUAAAAUUCAUUCAACAAACGGCACACCAGCAUCGCUUAUGUGGGUGGACAAGUAUAAGCCGACAAAUAUUAGGCAAAUCAUUGGACAACAUGGAGAAGCUAGCAAUGUUAAAAAAUUAAUGAACUGGCUGACCAAAUGGUACAUUAACAGAAAAGCGAAAUUAACAAAACCAAAUCCUUGGGCCAAGAAUGAUGAUGGUGGAUUUUAUAAAGCUGCCCUACUCUCUGGUCCGCCGGGAGUCGGUAAAACAACAUCAGUGAGUCUGGUUUGCAAGGAAUUGGGCUUCGAUACGGUGGAAUUUAAUGCGUCCGAUACGAGAAGCAAGAACCUCAUCAAAGAGCAGAUCACCGAACUACUCUCUACCACAUCGCUUUCUGGCUUCGCUAGAGGUGUAACAGGCAAACAAGCAGUGACCAAGAAACACGUUCUAGUGAUGGACGAAGUGGACGGAAUGGCUGGGAAUGAGGAUAGAGGUGGUCUCCAAGAGCUAAUAGCUCUUAUAAAGUCGACAUCGGUGCCAAUAAUCUGCAUGUGCAAUGACAGGAACAGCGAGAAGAUGCGCUCGCUGGUCAACUACUGCUACGAUCUGCGGUUCAGUCGACCGAGGGUGGAUCAAAUUAAGGCAGCCAUGAUGUCCGUCUGCUUCAAGGAGGGCAUCAAGAUACCCGGCGAUGUACUGUCGCAGCUGAUAACUGCGGCGGGGCAAGACGUGCGUCAGACGCUACACCUGCUGUCCGUGUGGAGUGCUGACCCUCGGCUGGCUGAUAAGGAGCAUCUGCAGAAAGAGGCCCAGAGGGUCAAGAAGGACAUCAAAAUGGGGCCAUGGGAAGCGAUACGCAAGGUGUUCUCGGCGGAGGAGCACAAGACGAUGAGCCUCAACGACCGGAGCGAUCUGUUCUUCACGGACUACAGCCUGGCGCCGCUGUUCGUGCAAGAGAACUACUUGCAGGUGUCACCGCAUUGUCCCAAGCACGAAGUAUUAGAUAGGUUAAGCAAAGCGGCAGACAGCCUUAGUAUAGGCGACUUGGUCGACGCGAGGAUACGCGGCAACCAGGCUUGGAGUCUUCUGCCCAUACAGGCGAUGUACAGUUCUGUGAUACCGGGGCAAGUGAUGUGUGGGCACGUAUCGGGGCAGAUACAGUUCCCGGGCUGGCUCGGGAAGAAUUCGCGCGCGAACAAGAUGGCGCGCCUUGCCCAGGGCAUACAUGCGCACACUAGACUCAGCACAUCCGGAUCGAAAUCGUCGAUAUUCCUGGACUACGCGCCUCACAUCCGCGACGCCAUUUUGAAUCCUCUCAUCGCGGACAAGAUGGACGGUGUCCAGCAGUCACUGCAAGUGCUGGAAGAGUACCACCUGCUAAGGGAAGACCUGGAUUCCUUGACUGAGCUCUCUGUGUGGCCUGGACAGAGGAACCCUAUGGUCUUGGUUGAUUCUAAGGUGAAAGCGGCAAUGACGCGUACGUACAACAAGCAAGCGAGCGCGCUCCCGUACGCGCCGGGUGCGAUCAAGCGCGUCAAGCAGGCAGAAGACGCCGACUCGCUGGACGUCGAAGAAGAAGAACAAGAAGACGAUAGUGAUCCGGAGAAUGAUGCCCUAAUUAAGAAAAAGAAGACAAAGGAAGUAGAAAAACCAUCAACAAGCAAGGAAAAAGGACAAUCAAAUAAAGGAAAGAAAAAGAAAUAAUGCUCUAAAUAUAAAUUAAGAUUUUAAUUAUGUCUGUGAUUUCAUGUAUGCCCUUUAAAUUGUUAAUCAUAAUGGACCUGAAUAAAAUUAAUAC